AUGUCCGGGGCAGAAAUUCUCGGCGUCGUGGCCAGUGUGAUUCAGAUCGCCGAACUCGGCGGCAAGCUCUCAGUCAAGCUAUGCACAUUCUGCCAUCGAUUCAAGAAUGCCAAUAAAUCACUAAGAGGUCUUUCUAAGGAUAUCGCACUGACCUGCAAUGUGUUACGUCAACUGGGAGAGAGUCUGGAACAAGACGAUUUGGCCACUUUAUGUUCUCCCGAUGCCUUUGAGACAGCCCAGGAGGUCUUGAGGGAGUGUGAGAAAGUCUUUCAAGAUCUGGACCAUACCAUCGAACAGCAUUACUCAGACCCUUCUUCCAAAACAAGGAUUGAGCGAGCAACGAAAAAGAUCUGGUUCCUAAUGAAUGAGCCACAUUUGGAUGCCAUGGCGGGGAACUUGGAAAGAUUGAAAUCAACCAUGCUUUUGAUGCUAAAUGUGAUUAUGUAUGCGGGCCAAAUACGCAGUCGCCGUGAAGCAAAUGAGCUUCAAGAGCAGCGGAAUUUGCUGCUUGUGCUAGCCAACGAGAAGCUUGAGAGCGAAAGGAAUUACGAAAAUCUUACGAAGUCACUGCAAUAUGUCAGUCUGAGCGUUUCAGAGACCGGUACUUUUGAUUCGUCUCGAACAAAUGAGACAGAUGAAGACAAUGACGAGCUCUACCACUACUAUAGAAUGGUCAAAACUGUGCUCAAUGAUAUUGAUUCCGUGCAAGGAUUUUUGGACAGCAGUCGCUAUCAAAGAGUUAGAAGUGGCUUUGCUGGAGUGCAUAAGAUUGAAGCAUCGACUCUUCAAGAGAAGUAUGGCAAGAGAGCUACUCAACUCUUCCAAAGCAAUCUUCUGGGAAUCGACCCCGACGGUCUUGGGAGUUUUGACUUUGACACUUUCCUUGGAACUGAGACGGCCCAGGCGUCUGUACCAUUUUCAUCUGAGACAGUCUCGAGUCCAAUGACGACUCGGAAGCGGAAGGGACGCCUGGCCCCUGAGGCGCAAGAUGAUCCCGAUAUGUCUAUACCUCAAGAGGAUGGCAUACCCGAAGCCAAAAGACAAAAUAAAAGACGAGCUGCAGAACAUACCAUAUCACAGGCUUUGCCUGAAUAUUGCUUCUCGUCUCCACAUGCUGGUGCAAGCACGGAGGUGCAAAACACAUCAUGUGGUGAAACAGAGUCUGCAGCUCCAAAUGACCCUCUGCUCGAAGGGCUGGAAAUUUUUAUUCUGCGCUGGACAACCUUGACAGAGACGGAGCUGGGCAAGUAG
This is a messenger RNA of Penicillium pulvis, 1251 nucleotides long. RefSeq lists its product as uncharacterized. The record is from RefSeq and is a predicted model, not a curated record. The coding region runs from base 1 to 1251 and encodes 416 amino acids. Lineage: Eukaryota; Fungi; Ascomycota; Eurotiomycetes; Eurotiales; Aspergillaceae. Gene Ontology annotation, biological process: regulation of DNA-templated transcription. The transcript has 3 exons.